This is a messenger RNA of Cucurbita pepo subsp. pepo (vegetable marrow), 1079 nucleotides long. RefSeq lists its product as uncharacterized. Lineage: Eukaryota; Viridiplantae; Streptophyta; Magnoliopsida; Cucurbitales; Cucurbitaceae. The record is from RefSeq and is a predicted model, not a curated record.
UAGAUCCUUACGAUCGGAUGCACCUGCGUCGAGUGCCCUAAUUAGCCAUCGUCGCUGCUCGUUCCGAUUCGAGAAUGAACGCAUCGUUGAAUUCAGGAAUGGUUUUCUCUGAAGACAUAGCCGACGGAAGUGAUUCGGAUACGAAUUCCGCUGAAGGAUCGGAUUACUACGAGCCGAUCUCGGUCAUUGAUGGUGAAGAAUCCGAUGAAGCUGCUGGAUCAGAUGACGAAACUUACAGCUCCGAUACUCAUUUGCACCAUUUACCCAACGGUUUCCGUGUAGAGAAUGCAGUUUCGUCUCUUAGCCUGAACGACGAUGUGGAGAGAAGGUGCAGUGAUGAGGAAGAGGAGGAGAGCAUGAGAGAGGCUUCUGAUUCAGCGAUUAGAAUGGCGUUUAGAGAGGAUGAGACUCGGAGAAAUGCGCCGCUGUCGCCGGAGAAUGCGACGAGGAUCAUGGAGGCCAUGCGCGGCAUCUCAUUUGGCGGCUCUGCUCCAGAUUGGACUCGGAUUGUAUCUGAGGAUCGUUGGAUUGAUCAACUUCGAAGGCUUAGGCAAACCCCUACCUCUCCCAAUAAUUUCGGAAACUGAGAGAUGGAAUUCUCAUCAUCUCAAAAUUCAGAUCCUUCUUCUUCUUCUUCUUCUUCAUUCCUUUAGUUUAUCAUAGAAUUGUCAUAUCACUCUCCGAUUAUCCUCUUGAAUAAAGAUCCUUCUGGGUUUUGGUUCGCGAACAGUUCAUCCAUUUCCCGAUCACAUGCGCUCUCUUCGAUCUCAUAAUUAAGUGUCAUUCAACUUAUGCUUGAAAGAAAACUGAAGUCAUGACUUUCAAGGGAGCUGCUUGCUUCAAGCUUAAGCUUCUUCAAGCCACAAUAUGAUGUCUGCACUUUUGUCUAGUGGCUCAAAGCUCAAAAUUGAGAAUUGAAUUGGUGAUAAGUUAGAUCGUAUGUUUCUCGGUUCUUGAAUUCAAACUCUCUGCCUUCCUUCCCCUUUUGUUUUCUUUCAUUCUUGUAUCCUAUGAAGCAGAAGUCAUCUGUAAUAUUUGAUGAAAUUGAAGUAAAGGACCGAUGGAAGUUUCCAUUAUCA